Messenger RNA from Nannospalax galili (Upper Galilee mountains blind mole rat), 3994 nucleotides. RefSeq names its product LLGL scribble cell polarity complex component 1 (gene Llgl1). The record is from RefSeq and is a predicted model, not a curated record. The coding region runs from base 112 to 3321 and encodes 1069 amino acids. Gene Ontology annotation, biological process: regulation of protein secretion; establishment of spindle orientation; regulation of establishment or maintenance of cell polarity. Gene Ontology annotation, molecular function: myosin II binding; GTPase activator activity. Gene Ontology annotation, cellular component: cortical actin cytoskeleton; plasma membrane; cytoplasm. NCBI's taxonomy places the organism in Eukaryota, Metazoa, Chordata, Mammalia, Rodentia, Spalacidae. The transcript is spliced from 22 exons.
GGGCAUCCAGCCGCCGAAUAGGCCCCGCCCCGCGCCUCAGGACCCGCGGGGCAGCGGCCCUUCCCGCGGUGACGACGGCGGUGGCGGCGGCGGCGGCGUAGGCGACGCAAGAUGAUGAAGUUUCGGUUCCGGCGGCAGGGUGCCGACCCACAGCGCGAGAAGCUCAAGCAGGAGCUCUUCGCCUUCCACAAGACAGUGGAACAUGGCUUCCCCAACCAGCCCAGCGCCUUGGCCUUCGACCCAGAGCUUCGCAUCAUGGCCAUUGGCACCAGGUCUGGGGCUGUCAAGAUCUAUGGUGCACCUGGCGUUGAGUUUACAGGCCUACACCGAGAUGCAGCCACUGUCACCCAGAUGCAUUUUCUGCCUGGCCAGGGCCGGCUCCUGACCCUGCUAGAUGAUAGCAGUCUGCAUCUGUGGGAGAUCAUCCAUCACAAUGACUGUGCCCACCUGGAGGAAGUGCUCAGCUUCCAGCCACCCAGCCGAACCAGUUUUGACAGUGCCAGUGCCCCUACCAGUCUCACCCGUGUCACCGUGGUCCUACUGGUAGCUGGCAAUACGGCAGCCCUGGGAACCGAGAGUGGUAGUGUUUUCUUCCUGGAUAUUACCACCCUGACACUGCUGGAGGGGCAGACCCUCAGCCCAGAAGAGGUUCUCUCCAGUGUGCCAGAUGACUACCGGUGUGGGAAGACCCUAGGUCCUGUAGAGUCGCUCCAGGGACAUCUGCAGGACCCCACCAAAAUCCUCAUAGGCUAUAGCCGGGGCCUGCUGGUUAUCUGGAACCAGGACACAAAGCAUGUGGACCACAUUUUCCUGGGGAACCAGCAACUGGAGUACCUGUGUUGGGGGCGUGGUGGCAACACCAUUAUCAGCUCACACAGUGAUGGCAGCUAUGCCAUCUGGUCCACAGACACUGGCAGCCCCUCGACACUUCAGCCCACAGUAGCCACCACGCCCUAUGGCCCCUUCCCCUGCAAGGCCAUCAACAAGAUUCUGUGGCGGAGCUGUGAGUCAGGGGGCCACUUUAUCAUCUUCAGUGGUGGCAUGCCCCGUGCCAGCUAUGGUGACCGCCACUGUGUGAGUGUGUUACGAGCAGAGACAUUGGUGACGCUGGACUUCACCUCCCGUAUCAUUGACUUCUUCACAGUGCACAGCACGCAGCUUGAGGAUGAAUUUGAUGACCCCCAAGCCCUAGCUGUGCUGCUGGAAGAGGAACUGGUGGUGCUGGACCUGCAGACACCAGGUUGGCCAGCUGUGCCUGCCCCUUACCUGGCCCCACUGCACUCAUCAGCUAUUACUUGCUCUGCCCAUGUUGCCAACGUCCCAAACAAGCUGUGGGCCCGCAUUUUGAGUGCUGGUGAGCAGCAGAACCCCCAGCCUGCCUCCAGUGCCUUGAGCUGGCCCAUCACUGGGGGCCGGAACCUGGCCCAGGAACCAGCACAGCGUGGGCUGCUACUGACUGGUCAUGAGGAUGGCACUGUACGAUUCUGGGAUGCCUCUGGUGUGGCACUGCGGCCACUCUACAAGCUGAGCACAGCUGGCCUCUUCCAGACAGACUGUGAACAUGCUGACAGCCUGACCCAGGCCGCCGAUGAUGACUGGCCACCCUUCCGCAAGGUGGGAUGCUUUGACCCCUACAGUGACGAUCCCCGGCUAGGCGUACAGAAGGUUGCACUUUGCAAGUACACAGCCCAGAUGGUGGUGGCUGGCACUGCAGGCCAGGUGCUGGUACUGGAGCUCAGUGACGUGCCAGCGGAGCAUGCAGUUAGUGUGGCCAGUGUGGACCUCCUUCAGGACCGUGAGGGCUUCACAUGGAAGGGCCAUGAGCGACUAAGCCCACGCACAGGGCUGUUGCCUUGGCCUGCUGGCUUCCAGCCACGUGUACUGGUACAGUGCCUACCACCAGCUGCUGUCACUGCUGUCACACUCCAUGCUGAGUGGAGCCUUGUGGCCUUUGGUACAAGUCAUGGUUUUGGCCUAUUUGACUAUCAGCGCAAGAGCCCAGUGCUGGCCAGAUGCACCCUUCAUCCCAAUGACUCACUGGCUAUGGAGGGGCCACUGUCCCGGGUGAAGUCUCUAAAGAAGUCACUGCGCCAGUCGUUCCGGCGCAUCCGCAAGAGCCGUGUCUCAGGCAAAAAGCGGGCUACUAAUGCUAACAGCAAGUUGCAGGAGGCCAAUGCACAGCUGGCGGAGCAAGCUUGCCCCCAUGAUGUGGAGAUGACCCCUGUACAGCGCCGCAUUGAACCCCGCUCUGCUGAUGACUCCCUCUCUGGGGUCGUACGCUGCCUCUACUUUGCUGACACAUUCCUUCGAGAUGCGGCCCACCAUGGGCCCACCAUGUGGGCAGGCACCAACUCGGGCUCCGUGUUUGCUUAUGCGCUGGAGGUUCCAGCAGCCACAGCAAGUGGUGAAAAGCGACCAGAGGAGCAGGUAGUAGAGGCUGUGCUGGGCAAGGAGGUACAGCUGAUGCACCGGGCACCUGUUGUGGCCAUUGCUGUGCUGGAUGGGCGCGGCCGCCCACUGCCUGAGCCCUACGAAGCCUCCCGGGACCUGGCACAGGCACCUGACAUGCAGGGUGGGCAUGCAGUACUCAUUGCAUCUGAGGAGCAGUUCAAGGUAUUCACACUACCCAAGGUGAGUGCUAAGACCAAAUUCAAGCUGACAGCCCAUGAAGGUUGUCGUGUGCGGAAAGUGGCCCUGGCUACCUUUGCCAGUGUGGUGUGUGAGGACUAUGCUGAGACCUGCCUUGCCUGCCUCACCAACCUGGGUGACGUCCACGUCUUCUCGGUACCUGGUCUGAGGCCACAGGUGCACUACUCCUGUAUCCGGAAGGAGGACAUCAGUGGCAUCGCUUCCUGUGUCUUCACACGCCAUGGCCAGGGCUUUUACCUGAUUUCUCCAUCAGAAUUUGAGCGCUUCUCCCUGAGUGCUCGCAACAUCACAGAGCCACUUUGCUCUCUGGACAUCAGCUGGCCUCACAGUGCCACCAGACCCAGGCACAAGCUUCAAGAGUCACCAAAGCUGAGCCAGGCUAAUGGGACCCGGAGCAUCAUCCUGGCCCCACAGAGCUGUGAAGGAAGCCCUGACUCCACCCACAGUAAGCAAGCUGGUGAGAGGUCACAAGACACCACAGAACUUCCUGAGGCUACACUCUCGCCCAUGUCCAUUGAUUCAGCCACCAGUGGGGAUACUACGCUGGACACGACAGGGGAUGUCACAGUGGAAGAUGUGAAGGAUUUCUUGGGCUUUUCUGAGGAAUCUGAGAAGAAUCUGAGGAACCUGGCAGAAGAUGAGGCCUGGGCCUGCAGUCUUCUGAUUAAAUGAGGUGCUGUAGGGGGCAGCCAGGCCUUCCUCACCACCCAACAGCUGCCAUCCCCCAGGUCCUACCUAGGACUCACAGUCAUGAUUGUCACAGUUCAUUGCUAGCCUUGAGGUCCUGGGUAUUUGGAAGGUCAGUUCUGACAACUGGGUGUAGCAGCUAGGGGUGCAUCCAGUUUGGCUAACUCAUUUCAUAGGAGAGUCACUGAGGUGAUCUGUUCUGCCUGUUAAGCCAGCACAUGGCGCUCACUUGCCCUAACCAUGUCCUGUGAUGAAUCUAGCCUACCCAGAGCCCAGAGACACCUGGACCUUCGUACCUAGUGCCUCUACACCCUUCAUUGGGCAUAGACACUACUUGUUCUUCUUGCAGUACUUGGGCCCCAGCAAGCCCAUCACAGGCUGUUACUGAAGAGCCCUGCCUGCCUUGAACAGGACACUGGAAUGGCCUGGGUUUGCUCCCCCUAGCCUUCACUAUAUAGCCCAGCUACUGCCUGUCUUGACCAGGUCCUUAACAUUGACCCACACCUGUUAACCAGUGGGAUCCAGUUUUCACUGAUGCUGGGCCCUAGAGCCAGCCUAGCUCAGGGUCAGCUGGAGGUUGUGAGUGCUAGUCCCCUCCAUCUUGCACUCCACACUGUCCUUUCUCCUCCCUUAGCAAAGAAUAUUUUUUUAAAGCUUG